AAAAAAAAUUAAAACGCGUGUAUCGGAAAAAACAAAAUUUAUCGCAUUAAAUUAGCUUAAAUCUCAUCGAAAGUAGUGCAAAAACGCGAAACAAUUACCCGUGCACACGAAGAAAGUGAAGGUACAGUUGUUAUGGACAGUGAGGAUGCUUAUUCAACCACUAAUCUGGUUAAGGCAUCGUCGUUACCACAAACACAACAACAACACAAUGACUCGACAGAAAUUCGUAUGGAAACAACACGAGCAGCAUCCACAGAUGAAGAAAUAACGUCAAAUGAAACGAAAGAUGAGGAAAAUGCGUCUGUACCUGUAAAUAAUGAAAAAUUAGUUGACACAAGUCGAAAUUUCGCUCCGUUAGAGGACGAGAAAAAAACAUUAGAAACAUCUACGCUUAUAUCUACGACGACUACUGAAGAUGUUGAGAAAAAAGAAUCGGUACCUGAUGCCAAAAACCUGAAAAAAUCAAAGCAGGCGGCCAACAAAGAAGAGACUGUCAACACGAGAAAUCAUCAUGAUGUUGAAACGAUAUCAACGGGAUCCGAAGUUUCAACGUUAGAUGAUGACAUCGCCGAAACUGGAAGAAAUUCUCCCGAUUGUACCGUCGUUGACAGCAACAAUCCAAACGACAGUACCUUAGUUGACGAAAGUACUUUAGUAGAAAGUAUUAUUAAGCAAAAUAUCUCAUCAGAUGAAGAGCCUGAAGAAGCGAAAAGUGUUGUGAGCAAGGCUGAAGAGUCCCCAAAAGACGUCGAAAUGACGGAAAAUCCCUCGGAAAAAGACACAAUCGACGUGAAUUCCGACGAAACCAAGGAAACCGAAGCAAAUGUGUGCCAAGAAGCGAUACCAUCGACGUCAUCGUCUUUUUCGGAGACCGACGAACAGAACGUGAUCAGUAGUAGAGACGAUACUGAAAACGAACAAACACAAGCGACGAGUGUGAUGGAAGAAGAGCUCAGUAUUUCUCGUACUGACGUCAAAAUGGAAGUUGAAGAAAAUGAAAUUCAAGAAACGACAGAAAAAGCGCAAGAAAUCGAGUCAAAUGAGGAAAUGACGUCGCCGAAUCAACUUUUGCAGCCAAAAACCGAAGAAAUUGAAAACACAUUGGAUGAAAAUGUGGAAAUGCGAGAAGCUCCUGUCGAUAAUAAUUUAUCGAAUGUCGUUCAGAAUUCAUCAAUUUUCAUAGAAGACGACAGCAACUUAUCAAACGAUUCCGAUCAGUUGGUAAUCGAUCAAGAGCUUUUUCCCGCAGCAAAAACGCUGCCCGUUCAACCAUCGCCCUUCGUCGAGAACACAAAUCACGAGAGCUUGAACGGAUUUUCAUUCAAUAAUUUCAACAACAAGCGAAAACACAGUGCCACAGACAAUUUCGACGGGCCAACGACGAAGAAACAGAGACCGUCGCGUGCUCGCAAAAAGAACAACGGCAACACGCUGAACGAAUCGCCGCCCAAAUCGCUGAAAAACGCCCUCAUGCCAUAUAACCAACCACCAACCAACAACAUUUUAGAAUAUUUACUCGAGAAUAAGCACAACAGGCUUCUCGAUAGCAGCGGCAAAAACACCUCAACCGUUCUCGAGAAGUAUGUGACGAAUUUAUUUCCCGCGGAGCAGUACGAAGCAACACUCCCGCCCGCCUCCAUCGUUCCCAACAGCAUGGAAAUGUUGUUUCCGGGCAGUUAUCCGACGAAUCCUGACGUCAAGCCGGAAGAUGCGCUCGCUCUGGUGCCCUUUAAUCCGUCGGCAGCGACGUCCUCGAGUCAAAAACAGCUGCAAAAUCGCCAAAAAAUCUACAAAUGUUCGAGUUGCAACAAACUUUUCGAAAAUUGGGAUCUUUUUCUGCACAUGCGAAAAGUCCACAGCAAACACAUUUGUCUCCAAGCCAAGUGUUUUCGGCAUUUCGUCAGUGCGGAAAAGCUCUUGGCGCAUCUCGAGUCCAAACACAGCUUAUCGAAGAAAUUCUACAAUGAUCAGCACGACAUCGUACGGAGCUACAAGAACAUGUACCGCGAAACGGAGUUGUUCCUCAUGUGCGUCGAAUGCGAACACGUGUUUCACGAAACAGACGAAUUUACGCAUCACGUGUGCUUGGAAUUCAUGCAGCCGUGCUCGGUUUGUGGAUUGCGGCAAAAAUGUGAUCACAAGGCGACGCAAACGCAGCGAAAACGACGUCCGCCGGCACCAAAGAAGAACAAUAUGCUGCUGAAUCAACCGCAAAAUGAGUUUGUGCCGCCCUUGGUUAUCGCAAAAACGCCCGAUCGAAGGAGUUUGCAGGCACUUCCGAGUACGCCGGCAAGCGGAGGCGAACUGAAAAUGAAGUUUAAGUUUAGUCGAGUGGAUAAUAGCAAGGAUUCGCCGUGCAAAAUUACUGUCGAGUCGCCGCUGUUGCAAAAUAACGAGACGAGAGUGAAUGGAGAACAAACCCCGGAAAAUAGUUUACUCAAUAAAGCAAAUGAAUUCGACGCAUCCGCCAUCAAUCCGCCCAUUCUGACACCGCAGAUGAACAAUUUCGACGAUGGCGAUAUGUAUCGAUCAUUCGCAUCUCCCUUCAACUCUGCAGCAACAACAACAACAACGACUGACGAUGCCCUCAAAAAGCCCGAUUUGUUCCCAUCAACCCCAAUUCCCGCAGAAAAUAUCGAUCAGGACAAAGAAAACGUGCAACUUGAACUGCCAUCGCAACAUUCCGCACAAUUGCCAACAUCAGAAGAAAGCGAAAAACCACUUCUUGUUCCAAAACUUAAACUUCAAAUCCCAAAAAACAUCGCGCCAAUCGACUCGGAGGAAUCUUCAACGGAAAGUGACACCGAAGAGAUCAUAAAAACGGAUCAAAUUCCCGAAACAAGUGAAGAAAAAGCUCCCGAACGUGCUUCAACUCCGCCGAAUUUAAAUGAAGAACCGAUGGAUAUCGAACCUCCUGUUAUUCCAUACGAUGGCAUUGAAGUAGCUGACGAAUAUACGCAAGUUCAUGAUCUGCAAACGAUCGAACCACUCGACAAAAUUGAUCUCAGUUACUUGUUGAGGUUAUGUUUGGAUCGCACGAUCCCCUAUUGCUUGUAUUGUUAUCACGCGCGUCGAAUUGCGGUCUGCGGAAGAGGUUUAGCCCUGCAUUUGAUCGGAAAUCAUCGUUUUCAGGCAACUGUCGAUAGCAUAACUGCCGAAGAACUGAAGCCGCCGACUUUUGUGGCGAAAUUUAAAGCUUCGCUGCAGGAAUUGGAAAAUGUUUAUCUCAAUUUGGACACGUACAACAGCUUAACGAACGUCGUCGAGCCCGUUUCUUACCCCAAAGAGACCUUUUACGAGUGCAUGCAAUGUCGUUUCACGACGGGAACGCAUAAGGAGCUUUAUGUUCAUAACCGAAAGUUGCAUUUAAAGAGCAAAUUGAUCUGUAUCAUGUGCAAAAUCCCGUUUUACAGCUUCUGUGAUCUCAUUUCGCACAUGUGUCCGGGCGUUUCGAACAAACACACGAUUCUGGAUUUCGAGUUUCGUUGUUGUCUUUGCAAUACGGAUCGUUUUCCAUCCGCUUUUCGGUUGAUGAUCCAUCUGAGGAAGCGACAUUUUGCUUGUGACGUUUGUUUGGAGGAGUGUCAUGAUACCGUCAAGCUCUCGUCGCACGUUUGGAAGCAUAAACUCCAUCAUUUGUGCUACAGAUGCGGCAUCGCCUAUCGAAAUAAGGCCGAUAUUCAAAAGCAUCUCUUUUGGCGACACGGUACGGAAAGCGUUCAAUGCAAAAAAUGCCUCCAGAAGAAAUGGCCUCAUGUGUAUCACUUUUGUACGCCUCCCGCCAUCUUCCAUUGCGAAGUUUGUUCGAUGGAAUUCACGAGGGCAGUCGCUUUACGGGUUCAUAAGAGAGUUCAUAACGACGUUUUUCCCUAUCCCUGCACCGAGGAAGGUUGUGAAAAGAAAUUUAUUUCGAAAAAAUUACUUUUGCGACACUUGGAUCGACAUAACGGAGUAUUAGAACCGCCUGUAGAAGAGCUAAAAGCCGAAGAUGAACCCGAAAAUGACGCAGAAAAGAAAGUUGAAGAGAAUUUGGAAGCACCUCCCGAGCCACAAGAACCCAUAAAACGCGUUUCAAAGAAGAAAAAGAAGCGCGAAGACAUUUUAGCGCUAAUUUCGGGCAUUGAGGGUCCAAAUUUGAGCGAAUCUGACAGCAGUAGCGACUCAGAUGACAAUGAAUCAGCGCCAUCUCCCGUGAAUUUGGGUCAACAUGAGGAAAAAACCGUCAAUGAACUUCAAAAAGUUGAGGAUGAAACCCCUGAAGAAGCAAAUAACGAAGAAAAUGCCGCUCAAAACAUGGAUAUUUGGGAGAAUUUCAAGUCUUUUCAAGAAGCGCAGGGAAAUCCGAUCGAUUUGGACACAGAAACCAAUCAAAAAAGCACGGAAAAUUUACAGGACGAAGCAAAAACUGAAGUUCCUGAUGUCUCUGUUCGACAAGAAUCCCCGCCAAAAGUCAAGGAAAAAUCUGACGAAGAAUUAUUUCGCACAACCAAGUUCGAAAUUGCGGUUUGUCAGUCAGAUCACGAUUAUUGCAUCAUGUUCCCGCCCAAAAUUAACCUUUUCGUGGAUGAUUUUGAAAGUGAGAUAGGCGCCUCCAUCAUUCGAGAUAAUGCGAGGUUACUUCGGGAAGCGGAGGAACGUCAAGCUGCCCUUCAAGCCGAGCAACGAGCGAAAUUUUUCCGUCGUGGCAGUUCACCGAGGAGUUCGCCGCCUCGUACGCCGCCCCGAAAACGUCGCGUUUCAUCGUCUUCUUCGUCCUCAAGCAGCAGCGGCAGCAGUUCGAGUUGUUCUUGCGGUUCAAGUUGCAGUUGUAGCUCUUCGAGUUCGAGUUCUUCGUCGGAUAGUGACUCGGAUGACGAAACGCGACGUCGUAAAAAGGCGCAGGAAGAAGAGCAAGUUGUCCCAAUCGAGCCUCCGAAGCCCAUUGAUCCAGAUUCAAUCAUGUUAGAAUGCGAUUUAGAGACUGACGAGUCAGAAACUGAUGAGGAAUUUUACGACGAGCAUCCGCAAAAGCUCGCAAAUCAACAAUUAGCGGAUAAACGAAGGCAAUUGAUGCUGCAAACGUGCAUGGAUCCCGAAAAUGCGGAUGGAAUAAUCGAAAAUAGUCGCCCUUCGACUCCUUCCUUGCCUGAUGAGAAAAAAGAGAAGAAAAAUAAGUUGAAAAAGAAGAAACGCGAUAAACGGAAGGGAGAUACGCCCGUUAAAGCAAACAUUCCCGUGGCUCCUGUGGAUCCACUAUCACUCUACGAGAGUUUCACGCAAUCCUACGUACAAGAAUUCCAAGCAGCUGGUCCCGCUCCGCAACUUUCGGUGCAAGAAUCGCCAAAUUUGUCAUCGCAAGAUGCCCCAAAACCACUUUUGCAGCAUCCGAACGAGCCAUUAGCUCUUCAGCCGUACCAUCAAACGUCAGUGCAGUUGUAUCAACCGCCCGCUUCGCUCAUUAGUGAUUCGCCCAUGCCCUCGGCGCAUGCGAUUCAAGCUCAAAGAAAUCAAAAUUCGAAUCCUUAUGGCACGCCAACGACUCCUUUCGGGUCUGUGGGCACUCCGAACAGCGAUGGGGGUCGUACGAAGCGAAAACGCGUGCCAAAUAAAUUUUUCGGAUAUGAUGACAUUGAUACAAUUGUCGAGAAAAAUGCAGCUAACGAUCCAUAUCAACCGCCGUUACUCACAUGGGACAAAGAUGACUUGCCGGCGACACCCAAACCGCAGCGACCCACACAAAAAAGACCUUCUUCCGCGAAAAAUCCUUCAAGUCGAUCGAAUUCGCGCGUCAAUUCGGUCGAACGGAGCGAAGAUCUUAUUUUGCCGCCUGUUAUUAUCAAAACUUCUCAAAUUAUUAGUCAACCAACGCGCAUGGUUGAACCUCUGAAGAUAUCAAUUCGCCCGAAUAAUGAUUUGGGAAAUAUUUUUCCGACCGGGGAUAGUGACGACGACGACGAUUCUGGCGACGAGAGGAAUAGUUUGACCAUCGUUCAGCCCGCAGCAACACAAAAACGCAUACCAAAGAUUAAAUUAGGGACGAAAAAGGCACGAACGCCCGCUGCCAAGCCAACAAAACCGCGACAACGCAAACCGAAAGUCGUCGCUGAACGAACAGGUCCGCGAAUUAUCAACGCCCCAGCGACACAAAACAUCCAACUCGAGCAAUAUCCGUCGUCGUUCAAUCAACCUCUGUAUCCGACGCCGCCAGCAACUGCCCCGCUACAAUCUCAAACGCCCCAAUUCCCGCAAAAUUCAUCGAAUCCAUACUAUCGCGAAGGGUAUCCCAUUCAGAAACCCGCUAAUUGGCGCCCUGCGAACGAAGGAGAGAAAGUCUACUGUUAUUGUCGAUGCCCGUAUGACGAGGUUUCGGAAAUGAUUGGAUGCGAUGACGACAAUUGUCGCGUUGAAUGGUUCCAUUUCGAGUGUGUGGGGAUUUUGAUGGCGCCCACAGGCAAAUGGUAUUGUCCCGAUUGCAAGCCGCGUCACAUGCAUGAGUUUGCCACCGAUUAUCCAGAUAGUUCAGGCUCUUACUGAUACGAAAAUUCUUCUUCUUAAACGUUUCAAAAAAAAAAAAAAAAUUAUAAAAAAAAAUUAAAAAAAAUACAAUAACAGAAAAAGAUUACCUCAAAUAAUAUUUCAACACAAAAAAAAGUAGUUAGUAUUAUUUUCUUUGAUUUUUUUCUCACUCAGCACACAGAAAAACAGGAACACUCGACGAUUUAAAAAAAACAUGUUUUUUUCUAAUUUUAAACUUUGUUUAGGUUCAUCUUAACUCUAAAUGAUAAAAAUAAAAUAAUACUUAGUAAUAAAUUGGAAUAAAUUAAAAAAAAAAGAAAGCUUCUUUGUUAGAACAAAGAUGUGCGAAAAAUAAUGUGAUACAUAAAAUUUAAAUAUUAGUAAAGAAAAAUAAACACCGUAAUGAUG
Molecule: messenger RNA, 6903 nt
Organism: Culicoides brevitarsis
Lineage: Eukaryota; Metazoa; Arthropoda; Insecta; Diptera; Ceratopogonidae
Gene: MESR4
Exons: 6
Coding region: 133-6513 (2126 amino acids)
Biological process (GO): regulation of transcription by RNA polymerase II
Cellular component (GO): nucleus
Molecular function (GO): DNA-binding transcription activator activity, RNA polymerase II-specific; RNA polymerase II cis-regulatory region sequence-specific DNA binding
Source: RefSeq, a predicted model, not a curated record